Molecule: messenger RNA, 1438 nt
Organism: Gastrolobium bilobum
Lineage: Eukaryota; Viridiplantae; Streptophyta; Magnoliopsida; Fabales; Fabaceae
Product: ERBB-3 BINDING PROTEIN 1
Exons: 10
Coding region: 190-1389 (399 amino acids)
Source: RefSeq, a predicted model, not a curated record
UCCUAUAUAAGCCAAAGCAGCCUCUGUGGUUGAAACCCUAGUUCCACUAAGCUAUCAGCCACCCCUUUUGCUCUACACUGUCUAAAACCCCUUUCAUUUCUCACUGAUUCAUUCAUCAAAUUUUGGGCAUCAUCUUCAAUCAAACCCCACCUUGCAACUAAGUCACAGGUAUUCAACAAGUGAGAUACCAUGUCGGAUGAUGAAAGGGAGGAGAAGGAGUUGGAUCUCUCUUCUCCUGAAGUUGUCACCAAAUACAAAACCGCUGCUGAGAUCGUUAACAAGGCUUUGAAGUUAGUUAUUUCAGAAUGUAAACCUAAGGCUAAAAUUGUGGACAUUUGCGAGAAAGGGGAUUCAUUUAUUAGAGAGCAAACUGGUAAUGUGUACAAGAAUGUGAAGAGGAAGAUUGAGAGAGGAGUUGCUUUCCCAACAUGCUUAUCCGUAAACAACACAGUCUGCCAUUUCUCUCCUCUGGCCAGUGAUGAGACAGUGUUGGAAGAAGGUGAUAUAUUGAAAAUUGACAUGGCUUGUCAUAUAGAUGGGUUCAUUGCUGCUGUUGCUCACACUCAUGUUCUUCAGGAAGGUCCAGUUACAGGAAGGUUAGCUGAUGUCAUUGCAGCUGCAAACACUGCUGCUGAGGUGGCCUUGAGGCUUGUAAGGCCAGGAAAGAAGAACAAGGAUGUAACUGAUGCAAUUCAAAAGGUUGCUGCUGCCUAUGAUUGUAAAAUUGUUGAGGGUGUUCUUAGUCACCAAAUGAAGCAGUUUGUGAUUGAUGGGAAUAAGGUUGUGCUUAGUUUGUUUAAUUCAGAUACAAGGGUUGAUGAUGCAGAGUUUGAGGAGAAUGAAGUUUAUGCAAUUGAUAUAGUAACAAGCACAGGAGAAGGCAAGCCUAAGCUCUUGGAUGAGAAGCAGACAACUAUCUACAAGAGGGCUGUUGACAAGAGUUAUCACUUGAAGAUGAAAGCAUCUAGGUUCAUUUUCAGUGAAAUAAGCCAAAAAUUUCCAAUCAUGCCAUUCUCUGCUAGGGCUUUAGAAGAGAAAAGAGCUCGUCUGGGUCUAGUGGAAUGCGUGAAUCAUGAGCUUUUGCAGCCAUAUCCUGUUCUGCAUGAAAAGCCUGGUGAUUAUGUUGCACACAUCAAAUUCACAGUGUUGCUAAUGCCAAAUGGAUCGGAUCGAAUCACAUCUUAUCCACUUCAAGAAUUGCAGCCAACGAAAACAGUAGAUGAUCCUGAGAUUAAGGCCUGGCUAGCCUUGGGAACAAAGACAAAGAAGAAAGGUGGUGGAAAGAAGAAAAAAGGUAAGAAAGGAGACAAGGCAGAUGAGUCAGGUGAAGCUGAGCCAGGUGAAGCUGAGCCAAUGGAUUCAACAAAUGGGGCCACACCUGAAGAUUGAGUUACCUCCCCCCUCUCUCCCUCUCUCUCUCUCUCUCUCUCUCUCCCAA